Messenger RNA from Orussus abietinus, 1033 nucleotides. RefSeq lists its product as uncharacterized. The coding region runs from base 328 to 645 and encodes 105 amino acids. The transcript has 2 exons. The record is from RefSeq and is a predicted model, not a curated record. NCBI's taxonomy places the organism in Eukaryota, Metazoa, Arthropoda, Insecta, Hymenoptera, Orussidae. Gene Ontology annotation, cellular component: BORC complex.
AGACUGCUCAGCUGUUACGCAGAAGGGAGUAGAAAGAAAAAAGAUCUGUCAUCUUUUCGUUUGCAAUUGCUGAAGGUGCAUGUAAAAUGUCAGUUCGCAAGUGAUCGCAGAUUUAUUCUUUAAUCUCUAAUCUGCGUACGUCCGUAAUGUCGCUGAUUUUCUUUGAUUUACAGUCAUUGAAUGUAUAUUUGAUAUUUUUUAUAGCUAGGGCGAUGAGUCCAUUUGCAUGUUUGCAAAGCAAAUUAUUCUGAAUCUCGGUGGAAAAGACUGUUGGAUAAAGUCGCGGUUGUAAGAAAGACUAUUCAAGGAGAAGUGAUACACAGUAAUAUGGCCUCGGCAUCGAGCACUAGUGCUCGCAGUCUGUUCAUAGACUCGAAGAUGAGAUUAGCCGAUAGAGUUCAAGUGAAUGUAAACAAUAUCGCUUCACUUGCUAGACAAAUACAGAGAGGUUCCAAAAGUAGCGAGAUAUUGUUGCACAGUGCAAAGAAUUUUGCGUGUCAAGAGCAUGGUUUAGCGAAUGCAGAAGCUAACUUGAAAAAACUUGCAUACAUUACGUCAAAUAUGGAACUGCAGUUUGAGUCGAUUGACCAAGGUUUUGGAAAACUGGAAGAGGUUACCGAGCAAGUGCGAGCGAUGCAACGUUAAGUUAGGUUGAAUGAUUUAAUUCAACUACAUCCGAAAAAACUGUUCACUACCAUCGAGAUUGCAGAAAAUAAAUAAGCCCACUCCAAAAAGUACAGCAGCAACAGUCAGUCGUUCGCAAAACACAGUUACAUCGUGCUGUACCGAUUUCGAUCUUUCCAAUUGUGAUAUUUUGAAAUAUCUUCCUUCAUUGAUGGCCAGUGACAUUGUGUUGAUAAUUUGCGACAGCGUACUUUUUUACUUGUUCUAUAUUUUGUACAUGAUUGUAGCUCUAGUUUAUGUUAAUUCUUUUUACACAUAUUUUCUGUAGUACAUACAUAUACCGUAUGUGAAAAUGUAAGUUUACGACAUGUAUUGUUGACUUCCUGUUAAUAAAAUGUGUACUACUCGA